UGUUAGUGUGGUUCACUCAUUCAUAUUAAACAUUUCCGAUCCCUGUUGGAGCAAAGUCUUUAAACCAUCUCAAUUAACCAAGAUCCAUAACGACUACGUGAAAGAGUUGCCACCUGUACAACAAGAAAUGAAGACUUUUCAUAAAAACUUCAAGAACAUGACUGAUGUGGAACAACUUUGGAACAUUGCUGAAGAGCAUCGAUUUCAUCCAAUCGCCAAAUUUGAUCUCGACUGGUCUCGACGUUCGAUCCUCGAUAUCCUUUCCUCUUAUCGUUGGGGCAGCGUUCAGCGUGCAGCAGUGUCAGGCGGCGAAUGUGACCUCAUCAUAUUGAUUUGGCGUACUGUGGAUAUGUGUUUUCAGAACCUUAAAGUGGAUUCAUUAAGAAGCGACCAACAAUCUGCCGCUGGUUCGGCAAGAUGCAAUGAAGGACGUGUAGGAGCAGAUGGCUCCAUCAAAGGCAAAGCUCAAGCAUGUAAACCAGACAUGAUCCUGAAAAAAGACCAAUUGGAGUACGGUGCCAGUGAGCAUGGUUACGCGGACGAAGCAGGAGUAGGAGCAAAAGAAAUAGAAGAAAAAUUCUUGAAGUUGCCGAAGACACUGAAAGACAUGGCUUUGUGACUUGCUUCGGCUGUCAAUAAUGAUGAAGAGAAGAUUCGGCUGAUUCGAGUUGUGGAUCUCCGGAUGAACGCCAUGAUACUUGACAUGCCUGAUGGUUAUGUGUGUAGAAUUCGACCUUUACAAGAGAAACGC
Messenger RNA from Zychaea mexicana, 751 nucleotides. RefSeq lists its product as uncharacterized. NCBI's taxonomy places the organism in Eukaryota, Fungi, Mucoromycota, Mucoromycetes, Mucorales, Lichtheimiaceae. The transcript has 4 exons. Bases 128 to 619 code for a protein of 163 amino acids. The record is from RefSeq and is a predicted model, not a curated record.